GUGUUAAUAAACGGUUUUGAAUAGAGAACAAUACGUGUUGCUCUUAGCUURGCUUUUGACGAGCACCACUGAUAAAUCUUGUAGUAGCACUCUCGGCUAUCAUUCAAGCURCAAUCAUAAAGCACCACCAGCAGUAUCGAUGCGAACACAAGCAGUACUCUAGCGAAUACCAGGUCUAGAUUUACAAGACAAGAAMGGAUGUCCAACUCGGUUAUUUUCUGCAACAUUCCAUAAAAAUUAUUCGUCUGAAAAGAACUAGUACACGAAAAUCUUGGUGCUGAUUCGCCUUGUUGUCACUGUCACCGUCGGUCUAAAGACGCGAACCGCUUCCUUAAACAGCGAUUCGUUUUGGCUGAGCAUAAGAGGGAAUAGAUCAGACCAGGGAACGCAACUGAUGCCCGCACGAGGACAYUCAAUUUAAACAAGCCGGCGCAGUAUAAACAUYAACUCUUCAUUCCAGACUCAAGUGCUCACUUCAACYGACCGAUCAUCCGAAAGGUGGUGUAUCAUCAGUUACGARAAGAUAUGGAGAAUUCAUUCAAGGACAAUGCSCUCAACCUAGAUUCAUCUGACAUCGUGAUUAAYGCCAGAUAUCGGGGGCAGAGACCUCAARAYCGCAUUAACAUCUCGGAGAGUCAAUCGAGUCAAGGAGGUCAUCGAGAGGGAAAAGGAGAACACGAUGACCAUGAGCGCAGCGCRGAGGACUUUCAAUCCGAAGCGGGAUGCGACAAGAAAUCCUCCAGAAACCAGCGUAAAUCCCGCAGACGUCCACCGUACUCGUACAUUGCCCUUAUAGCCAUGGCAAUCCAAAACUCUACAGAAAAACGCCUGACUCUGGACGGAAUCUGCAAGUUUAUUCGAGAUCGCUUCCCAUUUUACCGUGAGUCGUACCCAUCGUGGAAGAUUUGUAUUCGGAAUAACCUGUCACUCAACGACUGCUUUAUCAAAACUGGCAUCAAGUCRGACGAACCUCUUAARGGAAAUUACUGGACUYUGGAUCCUGACAGCUACAGUAUGUUUGAAAACGGAAGCUUUCUGAGGAGAAAAACUAGGUUYAAACGACAGGCSGAGAGAAACUCGUCGGACCCUAAAGCACUGACGAGUGAGAGUGGAUGCAACUCRUAUACAACCCCUUUUGAUCUCCACUCAAUGUACAUGGGAGGUUCRCUGCUACCUCCUUCCUACUCCUUCAGCCCGAUGGACGCACMGAAGAUCUCUUCACUUCCACCGUACAUACCGCUACAUUUUAUGCAUUCGCCRCAGCUACCACCCUUACUGCCUCCGUACUACCAGCAUAUUAAUUGUCAACAGUGUUCGCUGUGUGAAAGCUCUAAACACGGGCACAUAAACCCUUACGUUAGGAUWUAGUCCUGAAGAACUUCAAGGAUUAAUUGGAAUUUAAACUAGAGGUUCAAAUACGCAUCGCUAAUCAUCCUUAAAAAUGGAUCAAAACUGAAUGGAACUAUGAAUAAACCGUGUGAAAACUAUAUGAAAGAAAGUAUGUUUUCAACUUUUGAAAAAUCUUACUUAGUUCUAAGUUUUUUAACACGCGCUUUAAAGAAUCAAAUAUAAUUAGCCGGGAAAACACACUGGAUAUCGCACUAAAAAUAUCUUAGAUUAUUGACUGCAUGUGWGCCACAAGAUAAACUAAGUACAAUAACUUAAAGCAACCAAUAAAUAGGUAAUGCUACGAAUACAAAAAGUUACAAGAGUACAAGAGUAAAUAGUUACAAGUAUAUAGAGGUAGGUACAUUCAUGACGAUAGGUAUCCUGGCCAAGAUGAUAUCUCAUGCAAUAAUACUUUUAUUCAGUUCGUACAUUAAUGUAAACAUAGCGCUCGAAAUCUUGCCUCUAAAACAAUUAAUAGAGAUGCAUAAAAAUAUCAAUGUUAUAUUAUAGAAAGUUCUUGAACGAGAAUUGUGCCACUGAAGGCUAUCUAGGCUAAGGAAAUGAGCGGAUCUAUCUGGUUGUCCUAGUUUAACAAUAUUGGUGAAUUUGUUAUCUAUAUUAGAUAGAUUUUGAAUCAAAACCAAAGRAGUGGGCAGUACAAUGUGCAGAUUAGCUCAGGAUGUGUAGGACAUUGUUAUAAACGACUUAGAUAUCUGUAUAUAUGGAUGUGUAUAUUAAAGAAACAACGCAGACAAACCCCAA
Actinia tenebrosa (Australian red waratah sea anemone) is the source of this 2151-nucleotide messenger RNA. Its product is annotated as forkhead box protein D3-A. Lineage: Eukaryota; Metazoa; Cnidaria; Anthozoa; Actiniaria; Actiniidae. Gene Ontology annotation, molecular function: DNA-binding transcription factor activity, RNA polymerase II-specific; RNA polymerase II cis-regulatory region sequence-specific DNA binding. Gene Ontology annotation, biological process: cell differentiation; anatomical structure morphogenesis; regulation of transcription by RNA polymerase II. The record is from RefSeq and is a predicted model, not a curated record.